AUGCUAAUACUAACAAAGAAAUCAUAAUAAUAAUGUUGUAAAGUUUGGAUCUUUUGAGGUUUGGACGUUGCAGUGAAACAUGGGUGACUCGACUUGUCUCAUGCAGCAACCAUUCUGCUAUGCUUCAGGCAUUUCCAAUGAAGCCAACGAGAACAACCCAAUUCAUGCACUUGGGCAGUCAAUUUCGUUUGGGAGGUUCAUGUCAGAGUCCCUGGCAUGGGAGAAGUGGUCUAGUUUCUCACACAACCGCUAUGUGGAGGAAGCAGAGAGAUACUCAAGACCUGGUUCUGUUGCACAGAAGAAGGCUUUCUUUGAAGCUCACUACAAGAAACUUGCUGCUCAGAAGGCUGCUGCAUUGCUUGAACAAGCAAACAAUGGGGCACAAAACAAUGCCACUGGACCAGAAGAAGACAAUGUCACUCAUUCAAAUGACAAUGACAAUGUCACUCAUCAAAAUGACAAUGACACUGUCAUUCAUAAUUCACAAACAAGUCCAAAUUCUGAAAUGGUUGUCGAGGUAGAGCAAGAUGCAAAGGUUUUGACUCUUACAUCUGAAAGUGUGAAGGUAGAGGGAACUGAGGCAGUGAUGGAAGAAGUUGCUGUUGUAGGAAAUUCAAUGGAGGUUGAAUUGCAAAACCAGCUUGAAGAUCUUGAUGAUGCACAAAGGGAGCAAAAUGAAACGUUUAGUGUAACUGUAGCACCAAUUUUGACACCACUAGUAAAGCAGGUCUCUAUCUCUGAUCAGGAAGUUUUGGCUGAUGUGGGCAAGAAGAAACCCCCAGUUUCUUCCUUCAAGUUGUUGUCAUCAAAGGCUAAUGGAAACUCCAAGUUCACCUCUACACCUGUCAAGUCCACAGCUGCUAUUUCUUACAAAAAAGAAAGCAUUGCUUCACCAAUGAGCAUAAAAUCUGCAAAUGGAACCUCCAAGUUCACCACUACACCUGUUAAGCCCACAACAGCUACUUCUUUCAAAAGAGAUAACAUUGCUUCACCAAUGAGCAAUAGGCCUUCCAAGUUCACCGCUACACCUAUUAAGUCCACUGCUGCUAUUUCUUUCAGAAGAGAUAAUAUUGUUACACCAGUGAACAAUAUGCCUGUUGGAUUAAGCACUGCAGACAAAAAGAGAUCUACUCCAAGAUCAGUUAACUUUACACCCAUUAGGGAACUUAAUAGGUUAACUGCAUCAGUCAUGAGAAAGUUUGAAAGUACCAGAGCUGGUGCUGGUCCUUCUAAGGCUUCAAAGGAUAACUUUACUCCUAUGAGAACUCCAACUAUGGCUUCCAAGGAGAUUCAAAAGCAUUCUUCAUUGACCCCAUUAACUGAAAAGAAAAGGAACAAAACACCUCUUGAUUUAUCUUCAGCACCACGCAGCCAUACGGGUGGCCUUAAAUGGAGCUUUCUUUCUGGAGAAAACAGAAUGAAGUCUCCACUUAUAUCAUCCCCUUUCAGCUUGAGGACAGAAGAAAGGGCUGCCAGAAGAAAGAAGAAACUCGAAGAAAAAUUCAAUGCUAAUGAAGCACAAAAAGUGCAGUUGCAGACCAAACACAAGGACAAAACAGAGACUGAGAUUAUUAGAAAACUACGCCAAAGCUUUUGCUUCAAAGCAAGGCCACUACCUGAUUUUUAUAAGGAAAGGAAAACAUCCAAGAGUGAGACAAAAAAGGUUGGCUUCCAGGAACAGCUGACACAUUCUGAAAUACCUAAAGAUGGAAGGAAAUCCACUCCUACAAUGGCAGAAAGCAAAACUGAUUUUCCUCCCAACAGAGCAGUAUUGAAAACCAGUGGCAGCACUAAGCAUUUCCAGGGAAAGAGUGGUCGCACUUUGACUCAUCCUCUAACUUCAACUUCCCACAUAAUUCCAACUCAUGAGAAUGUAUCACCAAAUAUUCAGCAUUCUAGAAACUACAAAUAUUAACCACGUUCAUUGCAAAUUAACCAUGGAGACUUGUAAAUGUACGAUGGGAUUGUGUUGUAUCAGAUUAAUUUAGACCUAAUGAUCAUAAGUAUAUAGCAACAUCGCUCAUUACUGUUCUUCUCA
Messenger RNA from Vigna radiata var. radiata (mung bean), 2038 nucleotides. RefSeq names its product protein WVD2-like 4. Bases 80 to 1915 code for a protein of 611 amino acids. Lineage: Eukaryota; Viridiplantae; Streptophyta; Magnoliopsida; Fabales; Fabaceae. The transcript is spliced from 9 exons. The record is from RefSeq and is a predicted model, not a curated record.